Salvia hispanica is the source of this 1376-nucleotide messenger RNA. RefSeq names its product amino acid transporter AVT1I-like. Gene Ontology annotation, molecular function: L-amino acid transmembrane transporter activity. The record is from RefSeq and is a predicted model, not a curated record. Gene Ontology annotation, cellular component: vacuolar membrane. Lineage: Eukaryota; Viridiplantae; Streptophyta; Magnoliopsida; Lamiales; Lamiaceae. Gene Ontology annotation, biological process: amino acid transmembrane transport.
AAAUUGAAGGUAGAACUUCUUACUUGUAAUAAAACAUGGAGUUGCCUAAUAUUGAUAUUUUGGAAUCCCAAAACCAUCCACCACAAAAAAAUGGUGCUUCUUUCAUCACAACUUGCUUCAAUGGCCUUAAUGCUCUAACUGGUAUUGGACUGUUAUCGAUACCAUAUGCACUAUCACAAGGAGGAUGGCUUUCUCUCAUAACACUUAUUGGUAUAGCAAUGAUAUGUUUUUACACAGCUUUACUUCUCAAAAAAUGCAUGGAUUCGAAUAGUCUCGUCAAAACUUACCCGGACAUAGGCGAGCAUGCGUUUGGGAAGAAAGGGAGAGCACUAAUAUCCAUCUUCAUGUACCUCGAGCUCUUCCUCCUCGCAGUGGAGUUCCUCAUCUUGGAAGGUGACAACUUGCACAAGCUCUUCCCUUACACAAACGUUCACGUUUGGGGGAAGACCAUCGGGGGAAAGCCAAUGUUCAUCAUCCUCACCGCGCUAGUGAUGCUGCCCACGACGUGGCUGAGAGAUCUCUCCCUCCUAGCAUAUGUCUCUGCAGGUGGGAUUCUUGCCUCUCUGAUUCUUGUUGCUACGGUUUUUUGGAUUGGAGCGUUUGAGAAUGUGGGAUUUCAUGAAAAGGGAGCUCUUUGGAGGUAUAAUGGAAUGCCAAGUGCAGUGAGCUUGUACACAUUUUGUUACUGUGGUCAUGCUGUUUUCCCUACUAUUUGCAAUUCAAUGAAAGACAAAACACAAUUUCCUAAGGUAUUGUUGGUGUGCUUUGUUUUUAGUAGUGUAAGCUAUGGAUCAAUGGGUAUUAUGGGGUACCUAAUGUAUGGAGAAAAUUUGAUGUCACAAGUAACUUUAAAUCUCCCAUUACAAAGCAUUGGCACAAAAAUUGCAAUCUACACAACGCUUAUCAAUCCCAUUACGAAAUAUGCCAUCAUUAUAUCUCCAAUCGCAACUGCUCUCGAGGAGAAGUUUGUGCAAGAUAAUAGUUAUGGAUUAAGCUUGUUAAUUCGAACGAGUUUAGUGGUGUGCAGUGUUGUUAUUGCGCUAAUUGUGCCAUUUUUUGGAUAUGUGAUGGCAUUUAUUGGAGCGUUCCUGAGCGUGAGUGCAUCCAUAUUGUUUCCAUGCCUUUGCUAUGUGAAGAUCAACAAAGCAUCUCGAGGAUUAAGGUUGGAGCUUAUGUUUAUUUUGGUCAUUCUUAUUUUUGGAAUUUUUAUUGCCGUCACGGGGACUUUUGUUUCCGUUAGAGACAUCGUUCAACAUGUUGGUAUCAAAUAAUUAAUAUUGUAUAAAUGGGUAGAGGAUCAAGUAUAAUUAAACUCUCUCUCUGUAAAGUCUCAUGAUGUAGCUGUAAUAAAAUAGUGCACCAAUUUAUUGUAUAAA